Messenger RNA from Helobdella robusta, 1414 nucleotides. RefSeq lists its product as hypothetical. Gene Ontology annotation, molecular function: holocytochrome-c synthase activity. The record is from RefSeq and is a predicted model, not a curated record. Bases 38 to 988 code for a protein of 316 amino acids. Gene Ontology annotation, biological process: cytochrome c-heme linkage. The transcript has 7 exons. NCBI's taxonomy places the organism in Eukaryota, Metazoa, Annelida, Clitellata, Rhynchobdellida, Glossiphoniidae. Gene Ontology annotation, cellular component: mitochondrion.
GAUAAUAAAGAAGGUCGUGUUCGUUAAAAAUUAAAAUAUGGGCGCCACGGUCUCACAGGAGGCGGCCAACUCCUACAUUCAAACCCACUCAAAUUUAGGCUUCCAGGCCAAACAUUGUCACAUCUUUACAAAUGAUAGAAGCAAAUGUCCAGGAAAGUGUCCAAUUGAUCAUUCAAAACGUCAUCAAACUCAUUAUUCUUCUAAUAAUUCUUCUACUAAAUUAGUGUCCGGAUCUGCUGGGGAAUGUCCUGUGAAGCAUCACGAAAGAUCUGACAUUUUCAUCAGUGAGUGCCCCGCUGGUUUUGAUAAGAAACAUCCUAGUGAGCAGAUUAACUUCAACAACAUGAUGCCACCCCCUAAUCAGCAGCCGGCCCCAGACCAACCCUUUCCAUUAUCAACAAUGAGGGAAGUUUCAACGAUCCCGAGAGCUGACAAAGAGAAUGAAACCUGGCUUUACCCAUCCCAACAAAUGUUUUGGAAUGCUAUGCUAAGAAAGGGCUGGAGGUGGAAAGACGAUGACAUAGAAGCCGAGGACAUGGGAGUGAUAAUAAAGAUACACAAUGCCAACAAUGAAGAGGCCUGGAGGGAAGUGCUUAAAUGGGAGGCCCUGCAUGCAGACGAAUGCAACAACCCGAAAUUGAAGAGUUUUGGCGGGAAAGCUACCCAGUAUUCGCCGAGAGCUAGAAUCCGGAGCUGGCUGGGAUAUGAACUACCGUUCGAUCGACAUGACUGGAUAGUUGAUAGGUGUGGUAAAGAUGUCAGGUACAUCAUCGAUUACUACGACGGAGGCAAGGUAGACAACCAUUUCCGGUUCUCCAACCUAGACGUCAGGCCCGCCUUCGACUCUUGGUCGGCCAUCUGGGAUAGAAUGAAGGUAUGCUGGAUGAGAAAAACAAUGGAGUUAGGCUUCAACCUUCCAUCGACCAAUCACAGAUCAGAUAAUCGGGCCAGGCCGACGGCAGCAGCCAAUAGCGAAACUCCUAAAUAAUUUUGAUGAUGAUAAUUAUACAAAUAAUAAUAUUAAAACCAGUAGUAAUUAUUAUCAUUAUUAUUAUUUAUUAUUGUUAGUCAGUAAUCUUUUCUUCCCCAUUUGCCUUGUGAUGAUGAAAAAGGCACAAUUUAAAAAAUUUUGAAAUCUGUCUUUAUUAGGAUUUUAGGCUAUUUUUAUUACUUUUUACCUGUUCUAAUUUAAGUUUACUGUUUUAUGUGUAUUUGUGUGUGUAUGUGUGUGUAUGUGUGCGCGUGUGUGUUUGAAGAAUGUUUAAUUUUACAUUUUUGUUGCUUUAUUUUUCACGGACUUAUGUACAAUUUAAAAUGAAUUACAAUGACAUAUUUAAAAAUUUGAAAUGGUAUUGAUUUGCUGAAACAUGAUUAUUAGAAAAAUAUCAAUGAUUGUUUUCGGAAGUCGAGUUAA